AUGGCUGAGCCGUCGGCCCCAGUACCCUUUGCAAAAAUGGCGUCACUUAGCCGGGUUCGAGCUCUGACGAUGAUUUUCUUAACUGUCAGCGGUUGUUUGGUCACCUCGACAAGUGGCAAGGAAGGAGGGGUAGAGUCGGACACGGUUAUCAUCGGGCUCCGGUUGGAGGACACGGACGACAUUUCCUUUAUGGAUAGGGGCUACCUACGGGUGAGUGAACGGUCUCGUGUCAAAUUGAGGGUAUACGGGCAAAACAUAAACAACGAGACCUGGUCCAAAAUUUCAUUUACGGAACACGAGCAGAUCCGACCAGUCGGGGACAUCGACAGCUUGUCGGGGGACAACGGGAGCAAAGAGGAUACGUCCGCGCAUCCCUGCGGUAUCAGGACCUCGGAUAUAAUCAUCUUGCCCAACAUCAUUCUAAGUCGCAGAACGUCGGGAGUAGUUGAAAUCGAGGUCAAACCCCUUCGAAAAACCGAGAGGAGUAAAUCUUAUUACCUGUGCAUCGCCACCUCGACACCUGCCCACAACGCCGCCGGCCUGCACGACCCAUGGACCGAAAACACCUGGAUUUACCACGACGGAGAUGACACUAAAGUGAUAGUUGUGGAGGAGAAGAGGUUUCUGCUCCCCUUCUGGCUUCAAGUCAUCUUUAUUUCCAUGUUGCUGUGUCUGUCAGGCAUGUUCAGCGGGUUGAACUUGGGACUGAUGGCACUGGACCCAAUGGAGCUCCAAAUAGUCCAGAAUUGUGGCACAGAGAUGGAGAAGAAUUAUGCCAAAAAGAUAGAGCCAGUUAGGAGCCAAGGGAAUUACCUGCUUUGCUCACUUCUCCUAGGCAACGUGCUCGUGAAUACAACUCUAACUAUCUUAUUUGAUGAUAUUGCAGGUUCUGGGCUGAUAGCUGUGGUGAUGUCAACUAUUGGAAUUGUCAUCUUUGGAGAGAUUGUCCCUCAAGCCAUAUGCUCAAGACAUGGCCUUGCCGUUGGAGCCAACACCAUUUUCCUCACCAAGUUUUUCAUGCUGCUCACCUUCCCCGCGUCAUACCCAGUGAGCAAACUUCUAGAUUACCUUUUGGGCCAAGAGAUAGGCACUGUGUACAACCGCGAGAAGCUUCUGGAGAUGCUCCGAGUCACGGAUCCGUACAAUGAUCUGGUCAAAGAGGAGUUGAACAUCAUUCAGGGCGCCUUGGAACUACGGACUAAGACAGUGGAGGACGUGAUGACCCCGCUAAGAGAUUGUUUUAUGAUUCCAGGUGAUGCUAUCCUCGACUUCAACACCAUGUCUGAAAUCAUGGAGAGCGGCUACACGCGCAUCCCCGUGUUCGAGGGCGAGAGGUCCAACAUUGUGGAUCUAUUGUUCGUGAAGGACCUGGCGUUUGUCGACCCAGAUGAUUCUACGCCGCUGAAAACCAUCACUAAGUUUUACAGCCAUCAGCUGCAUUUUGUGUUCAAUGACACCAGGCUGGAUGCCAUGCUGGAGGAGUUCAAGAAAGGUAAAUCCCACCUGGCCAUAGUUCAGAGGGUGAACAACGAGGGUGAGGGGGACCCCUUCUACGAGGUCCUGGGCAUCGUCACCCUGGAGGACAUCAUCGAGGAAAUCAUCAAGUCAGAGAUCCUGGACGAGACAGACUUGUACACUGACAACAAAACGAAGAAGAAAAUCACCCACCGUGAGCGGAAGCAGGAUUUCUCAGCCUUCAAGCCCAACGACAGUGAAAUGAAGGUUAAAAUAUCACCUCAGCUUCUGCUGGCAACCCUGCGUUACCUAGCAACAGAGGUGGAGUCGUUUGGGCCGGUGCAGAUGUCAGAGAAGAUCCUGCUGCGUCUGCUCAAACACCCCAACGUGAUCCAGGAGCUGAAGUACGACGAGAAGAACAAGAGAGCACCGGAGCACUACCUCUUCCACAGGAACAAGCCUGUGGACUACUUCAUACUCAUCCUGCAGGGGAAGGUGGAGGUGGAGGCAGGGAAGGAAGGGAUGAAGUUUGAAGCAGGAGCGUUCUCCUCCUAUGGGAUGAUGGCUCUCACCACCUCUCCAGGUAAGACUUCCUUGUUUACUGACAUCUCAAUGGCUGUGUCGAAAAUGACGUCCUAUAAAUUCCCUCUCUCCCUGUCUCGUACCUUCGUUGUCAGUAGGGCUGAGUCCCUAGCAGGAUCUCCAGAGAACAAGUCCCCCCCGCGGCCGUUUGGCCUGAACCACUCAGACUCCCUGAACCGGAGUGACCGCAUCGAUGCCAUCACACCCACGCUGGGGAGCAGUAACAACCAGCUGAACGCCUUCCUACAGAUAUACAUGCCAGACUACUCUGUCAGGGCUGUGUCUGACCUGCAGUACAUCAAGGUGACCCGUCAGCAGUACCAGAACGCCCUGAUGGCGUCGCGCAUGGAUAAGACGCCCCAGUCGAUGGACAGUGAGUUCACCAAGAUCGAAUUGACUCUGACCACUGAGCUCCACGAUGGUGGAGGGGGAGGCGUGCUGGAGACGCCAGCUAUGGCCCACCACGAGACAGCCGGCCUGCUCAACCUCAACACACAGCCCCAGAACUGUCUGGCCCACAGGGUCAACCACACUGCGCACAAUGAGGGACCCAUCUAGCCCACACUGGGGUGGUGGGGACAGAGGGUGAGAGGAGUGAGGAGGGAUGGUGUUAGUACCCUCUGGGCCAGGGCCUGGGCCUAAUCCUCCAACAUCCAAGGACCUCUAACCCCUACCCACCACCCCCUUAUGGCUGGAAGACCCUGGAGGAAUUGAGGGGAAGGACCUCUAACCCCUACCCACCACCCCCUUAUGGCUGGAAGACCCUGGAGGAAUUGAGGGGAAGGACCUCUAACCCCUACCCACCACCCCAUUAUGGAUGGAAGACCCUGGAGGAAUUGAGGGGAAGGGGGCUAUGGAGAUGUGUAUACUGAGCCCCAGCUUGAACCUCUACUCUCUACCCUCCACCACCCCUGGCCGAUUCCACAGCCUGGAACAGAAUACCCUUUGAGGUAGUGGGGAAGGGGGCUAAAGGGAUAGCACUCUGGGCCCUCACCCACAUCACACACCUCUAGAAGACCCUGUUAGGGUGGGCUUGGACCGUCCUCGGCCAAUCCAUCCGCUUAAAUACCCGGUACCCUGGUAUUCCAGUAGCUCGGAAAGAUGGACAACGGUGUGCAU
Molecule: messenger RNA, 3156 nt
Organism: Salvelinus namaycush (lake trout)
Lineage: Eukaryota; Metazoa; Chordata; Actinopteri; Salmoniformes; Salmonidae
Product: metal transporter CNNM2-like
Exons: 8
Coding region: 1-2595 (864 amino acids)
Biological process (GO): magnesium ion homeostasis; transport
Cellular component (GO): plasma membrane
Molecular function (GO): magnesium ion transmembrane transporter activity
Source: RefSeq, a predicted model, not a curated record